CCACCACCUCCUAGCACUGGAGAGCACUGCAAUGUGGCGUCCAAGCUUAAUUAUCCAGGCAACCCAGAGUGUUGUGUCAAAUCCAGGCCGGGACGACGAUCCACGUUUGCCAUGUCAGGGUCCCAGCCAGCAUCGACAGAUAUCAACCAUCCCAUCCUCCCUUGGCCACCUCUGCAACUGCCAGCCAGCAGAUGGUUACCCAGCUCUGGUCUGCACUGCGUUGCACGCACUGCUUUCCCAGAGAGGCCCAUGGUCUUUGUCGGCCCAAUGGUGGCUGAUGGGGGGGCUGGUAGUCAGUGCGCCAAGGACCCAAGUGUCGUGGAGGGGCCACAAAAGCAGCGGGGAUGGACCAGGGCAUACUGCGUACAGGUCGCAGUGCCCAUGCUGGCUAGCCGCGCCAUCGCAGUUAGCGGAAGAUCAAUAGCCUGGUGGACCAGCAGGAAUGACUCGCCAGCCGGCCCAACCGGCCCAGCACCGGGCCUGCCUCUAGCUCCCUGGGGCGUUCUCCUCCGUCACCUUGCUUUCCAGAUCUGCUGCCGCCAUGCCACCAAGACUGACACGCAUGGCCUAAGAAGCACCAGGAUCGACGUGGAAUAGGGUCCAAGACGUUGGCUUGCCGCAACGUUGGCAUGUGCAUAUAGACGUGCAUGUGCAAUAGCCUUGCUGCGCAUGCAUGAUGGCCAUUACCUACAUACAUCCAUCGCCUGCCGGUGCCGGUCCGUUCAGCCAGGAACCGCCUGGCCGCUUUCACCCCUGGUCAGCCGGGUGGCCUUCCGGACUUGCCUAUCCCGUAUGAAUCUUGGAGAGAACCCAGGCUUCCAGCGAAUCACGCCUCGAAUGUGACAAGGGG
Messenger RNA from Microdochium trichocladiopsis, 850 nucleotides. RefSeq lists its product as uncharacterized. Bases 112 to 597 code for a protein of 161 amino acids. The transcript has a single exon. Lineage: Eukaryota; Fungi; Ascomycota; Sordariomycetes; Xylariales; Microdochiaceae. The record is from RefSeq and is a predicted model, not a curated record.